Messenger RNA from Thunnus maccoyii (southern bluefin tuna), 378 nucleotides. Its product is annotated as D-aminoacyl-tRNA deacylase 2-like. Gene Ontology annotation, biological process: tRNA metabolic process. The transcript has 2 exons. The record is from RefSeq and is a predicted model, not a curated record. Gene Ontology annotation, cellular component: cytoplasm. Gene Ontology annotation, molecular function: D-tyrosyl-tRNA(Tyr) deacylase activity. NCBI's taxonomy places the organism in Eukaryota, Metazoa, Chordata, Actinopteri, Scombriformes, Scombridae. Bases 1 to 378 code for a protein of 125 amino acids.
AUGGUGAUCUACGUCUGCUUCUUUAAAGGAGCGACAGACGACAUACUGCCCAAGAUGGUGUCCACACUGUUGAACCUGCGGCUGUGUGAGUCCGAGUCGGGGAAGAUGGUUUCGGUGUCGGACCUUCCCGGCAGCCUGCUGAUCGUCCCUCAGGCCACGCUGGGCGGGAAGGCCAAAGGCAAGGCCAUGCAGUACCACAACAACAUCGGCAAAGAGGACGGACUGCGGCUCAACAGCGCCUUCGUCUCUCUGUGCGAGAAGGAGAUGACGGCAGCCGCCGCUUCAGCCGAGGUGACGGUGAAACACGGGACGUAUGGAAACAGACAAGUGCUGAAGCUCCACACCAACGGACCUUACACACAUCUGAUGGAGUUCUGA